CACCGAUCCAAUGCCUCCUCGAAUACGACUCCCUGCGCGGACGCUGCGAUCAGCAUCGACGACGCCGGCGACGACGACGACAGUCUCUUCAACACCAGCUUCUUAUGUGUGCCGGCAGUGCAGACAUGCCUCCAUCGCAGCCAAUGCUAUACCGACAACGCCCGCCGCACCCAUCGAGGCCGGCAGAGGACCUGCUCCUCCAGUGAUGCGAUAUCCUUCAGUGCAGCCGCCGUCACAUAAGCCACCCGAGUUCCGGAAAUCGCAGCUGCAUCGCCAAUAUCAGUCGCUGUUGCGCGCCUCGCCGAUCAUGCUCAUCUUCCAGCACAACAACCUCAAGGCCGUCGAGUUCACUGGUAUCAGGAGAGAGUUGGCCGCCGCUCUGCGGAAGGUGGACGAGGAGCUGGCCAAGACGGGCAAUAGCGAUUUUGCAGGAUCAGAGGCGAAGCUACAAGUCGUGCAGACGGGCAUCUUCGCUUCUGCUCUCAAGGUCGUGGAGUUCUGGAACCCCAAGUUCGAGCCUGUCGGUGCAGACGAGUCACAGCCCGCUGCAUCGAACGAGGCCUUGGGGGGCGCGUCCAAGCUGAAGCAUGUGCAUGGGUUGUCGCGAUACGCGUGGAAAGCAGCCAAGAAGAAUCCGAAGCAGCACGGACUAGAACCUCUGCUUUCAGGGCCACUGGCUCUGCUCACGAUACCUGCUGUUUCGCCUCAGCACUUGAAGGUAGCUUUGUCUAUCCUUGCCCCUAAUCCAGACUUUCCGGCGCCAAAGAGGAGGACGAAUCCUAGUUACUAUGAGCCCGCUGUGCAAAACGGGCUGCAAAAGUUGAUGUUGUUGGGAGCAAGAGUGGAAGGCAAGGCCUUUGAUAUGGAGGGCGCCCGAUGGGUUGGUGGCAUCCAAGGAGGACUGGACGGUCUGAGAGGUCAACUGGUUGCUAUGCUGCAAGGACUGAGCGCCAGCAUUACCACCACUUUGUCCUCGGCAUCUACAAAUCUGUACUUGACUAUGGAGAGUCGCAAGACGAUGAUGGAGGACGAGGCGAAGCCUAAAUCUGAAGAGGAUAAAUGAAUGAUGGGCACCAUGACAACCACGCUGUGAAAGUGAUUGCCACUGUAAAAUCAUCUAAUCUUGCUUGAUGGCACUCUGUCCCGAGUCAUCCAGGCGCGACCAAAGGAAGUAUGGAAUCCUUUUGUGGACCAUGCCGGCGCUAUAUAACAGAGCAAGGUCAACAGCAAACCCAAAUGAACGAGUCUGUAUCUCUAAGAGGUGCUGGGAGCCCACACACAUACACCGACCGAGCUCUAUAACCUUUGUAAAACCACCACCAUUCCAAUACCCUCCCUGCCCGCGCUAUUUUGAAGCAGCAGCAGAAGCAGCAGCAACCAACUUCCUCUCCGAAACAGGACUCCACGCCCACGCAAUCAUACUCAAAUGCAACUCUGAAACUUUUCCCUCUUC
Messenger RNA from Sphaerulina musiva SO2202, 1453 nucleotides. RefSeq lists its product as uncharacterized. Gene Ontology annotation, molecular function: structural constituent of ribosome. Bases 11 to 1063 code for a protein of 350 amino acids. The record is from RefSeq and is a predicted model, not a curated record. The transcript has 2 exons. Gene Ontology annotation, biological process: translation. NCBI's taxonomy places the organism in Eukaryota, Fungi, Ascomycota, Dothideomycetes, Mycosphaerellales, Mycosphaerellaceae. Gene Ontology annotation, cellular component: mitochondrial large ribosomal subunit.